AUGCAACAGUAUACAUUUUCUGAGUAUGUAGAUAUGCUUUUGACGUUAGGUGAAUGUCAUGGAAGCGCAAGAGCAGCCGCACAACGAUACGGUGAAAAGUUCCCCAACAGAAAUGUGCCCAAUUACAAAACAUUUCUUUGCACAGAAAGGCGUUUGCGAGAACGGGGUACGUUAAAAAGGAACAAUUUUGAGAGAGGCAGGCGUAGAAUAAUUAGAAAUGUCCUGAAUGAGGAAAAUAUUUUAAAUUUAGUUGAAGCUAACGCCACACUUAGUACAAGACGACUAUCAGUUCAAAAUAACAUGUCUCAUAUGACAGUAUGGAGGAUAAUGAGAGAACAACAAUUGUAUCCCUAUCAUUAUAGACAGGCCCAAGACAUUUUACCACAGGACAGGCCCAUGCGCAGACAGUUUUGUCAGUUGGUUUUAGACAGGCAAGCCGACGAUCCGAUGUUUCUAUCGAAUAUUAUUUUUACCGAUGAAGCUAUCUUUACCAGAAGCGGUGUUUUUAAUAUGCGGGCCGAAGAAUAUCCUAAUGCUCGGAAGGUAACCCAUUAUCAGCAUUCAUUUAAAAUAAAUGUUUGUGCUGCCACAUUAGGAAAUAAUCUAUUUGGAUAUCACAUCAUGCCUGGAAAUUUAACCGGAGCAAUGUACCAUCAAUUUUUGUCUACUAGAUUGUAUGAAUUUUUAGAGGAUAUUCCGUUGGUAAGACGAGGUUCCUUAUGGUACAUGCAUGACUGCACCCCUCAUCACUUCAACCGUCAAUGUCGACAGUGGUUAAACGAGCAUGAUGCUGCUAUAAAUUGGCCUCCACGGUCACCAGACCUCAGCCCAAUGUAUUUUAACGUGUGGAGUCAAAUGAAACAAAAAGUGUAUUUCCAAGCUGUUGGCAAUGAGGAACAGUUGCGUCAGUGUAUAGAAAAUGCAUAUAAUGAACUCAAUGUGGAGCACAAACUAUACCGGAACCUAUUUUCUUUGGAAAACAGGUUACGUGCGUGCAUUAGGGCAAACGGCGGACAUUUUGAAAGUUGA
Messenger RNA from Anoplophora glabripennis (Asian longhorned beetle), 1029 nucleotides. RefSeq lists its product as uncharacterized. Gene Ontology annotation, molecular function: nucleic acid binding. Lineage: Eukaryota; Metazoa; Arthropoda; Insecta; Coleoptera; Cerambycidae. The record is from RefSeq and is a predicted model, not a curated record. The transcript has a single exon. Bases 1 to 1029 code for a protein of 342 amino acids.